ACAACAUAAAAUAUCACUUCCACUCUCCUACUUCCGGCAAGAGAAACCCUGUAUCGGUGGUAAGGCAAAAAAAUGAGAGGGCAAUCGAUUCUCCGUCCAUUUCUUCUUCGUCAAGCUUACAACGUCCGCUCCAUUUCUUCGUCUUCUUCUCGGAUUCCCCUUGCUCAGAGCAACUUAAUCUCGGCCUCCGAGAAAAACCCUUCAAUCUCCAAAACCCCAUUCUCUGGUUGGACCCCUCGAAACCCUAAUCUCCUCCGAUCUUUCUCGGACUUCUCUCCAGAUUUCUUCAAACCAUCCUUCCUCGAAAACGAACCCGAACCUGUGCCUGUUCCGGAUAAUUUUGUCUCCGUUAAGACAGAAGAAGAGUUCGAUGCCGCUGUUGCCAGAAUUGAAGGCGAAUCCGUGCCGUCUGUUCUCUAUUUCACAGCUACAUGGUGUGCUCCUUGCCGGUUCAUAGGUCCUGUCAUGGAAGAGCUGGCUCGGAGAACUCCUGAAGUAACUAUUUAUAAGAUAGAUAUCGACGAGAAAAGCCUUGCUUGCAAACUGGAAGAACUGAAUGUUAAAUCUGUGCCAACUUUACGUUAUUUUAAAGAAGGCAAAAAGGAAGAUGAAGUUGUUGGUGCUGAUGCUUCACGCAUAGUUUGUACAAUGCAGAGACUUUAUAACAUGAUUGAUCCAAAGAAGGAUGAUGACUUAAAAGAUGAAAAUGAAUCAUCCAAAGAACAGGUGACGUCUGAGGAAGACGACAAAGCCUUUGCUGAAGCAAUGGAGCAACUUUGUAAAAUGAUUGAUCCAAAGUGGUGGUGGUGGUUCAAAAGAAAAGGUAGAGUAAAAGGUGAUGCCUGAUAAUGAGUUCCGAGCCUUUCUUCAAGCAAUCAAAGAAGGGAAUAAAGGGUGUUAUGAUUUCCUUAUGUUGGAUUUUAUUUUGAAGAUUGGGCAUCUCCCUUCUUCAUUUUAGGUUUCGCUCAACUGAGUUUACUGGUCGAGCUUAGAAUUUGGUUGAUUAGAAUUGUAACGUAAGAGACACAGUUAUGAUAUUUUUAUGGUACGUGCAGUUUGAUUCGUUAA
Molecule: messenger RNA, 1068 nt
Organism: Hibiscus syriacus
Lineage: Eukaryota; Viridiplantae; Streptophyta; Magnoliopsida; Malvales; Malvaceae
Product: thioredoxin O1, mitochondrial-like
Exons: 7
Coding region: 73-846 (257 amino acids)
Source: RefSeq, a predicted model, not a curated record